Asparagus officinalis (garden asparagus) is the source of this 1708-nucleotide messenger RNA. Its product is annotated as 26S proteasome non-ATPase regulatory subunit 4 homolog. Lineage: Eukaryota; Viridiplantae; Streptophyta; Magnoliopsida; Asparagales; Asparagaceae. The transcript is spliced from 10 exons. Gene Ontology annotation, biological process: proteasome-mediated ubiquitin-dependent protein catabolic process. Bases 164 to 1381 code for a protein of 405 amino acids. Gene Ontology annotation, molecular function: polyubiquitin modification-dependent protein binding. The record is from RefSeq and is a predicted model, not a curated record. Gene Ontology annotation, cellular component: cytosol; proteasome regulatory particle, base subcomplex; nucleus.
UCUCGCCCACGCAAACCCCCUGCGAAGAGCCAUAGGUUUGUUUCGGCCGGGGGCAAGCUCCAAAGUCUCGACUGUUCCCCAAUCUUAAAAGCCUCCCCUUUUCUUCCUCCUCUCUCCUCGCUCUCUCUCUCAAUCAUCGAUCAUCUCUUUCAUCUUCGUCGCCAUGGUCCUCGAGGCUACGAUGAUCUGCAUCGACAACUCGGAAUGGAUGAGGAACGGCGAUUACUCGCCCACCCGGUUCCAGGCGCAGGUCGAUGCCGUCAAUCUCAUCUGCGGUGCCAAGACUCAGUCAAAUCCUGAGAAUACUGUGGGAGUGUUGACGAUGGGCGGCAAAGGUGUUCGGGUGUUGGUUACUCCCACGAGUGAUCUUGGAAAGAUUCUUGCCUGCAUGCACGGUUUGGAAAUUGGUGGUGAGAUGAACCUCACCGCUGGGAUUCAGAUUGCUCAGCUAGCUCUAAAACAUCGUCAAAAUAAGAAUCAGCAGCAAAGAAUUAUAGUUUUUGCUGGAGGCCCAGUUAAAUAUGAGAAAAAGACUCUUGAAGCAAUUGGGAGGAAGUUAAAGAAGAACAGUGUCUCCCUGGAUGUUGUGGAUUUUGGAGAGGAUGAGGAUGGGAAAUCUGAAAAACUGGAAGCUCUUGUUGCUGCUGUGAACAACAACGGUAGCAGUCACAUUGUUCAUGUCCCCCCUGGCCCGAAUGCACUUUCAGAUGUACUUAUAAGCACGCCUAUCUUUACGGGUGAUGGGGAUGGAGGAAGUGGUUUUGCUGCUGCUGCUGCUGCGGCUGCUGCUGGUGGCAUGUCUGGAUAUGAUUUUGGUGUGGAUCCUAAUAUAGAUCCCGAGCUUGCUCUUGCUCUCAGAGUUUCAAUGGAAGAGGAGAGGGCAAGACAAGAAGCAGCCGCUAAAAAGGCUGCAGAGGAUGCUUCUAAGCAAGAAAAAGGAGAGGAGCAGGCUUCAAGUUCUCAUGACACAACUAUGGCUGAAGCUGUUAGCAAUUCAGCUGUUGCAGCUGACGAGAAAAGACAUGAUCUAACGGAUGAUGAAAGUGCUUUGCUAGAGCAGGCCCUUGCCAUGUCUAUGGAUGAGGCUAGGUCUGGUGGUGGGACUGCUGCAGACGCUGACAUGUCAGAUGCUACUACGGAUGACAAAGAGUUGGCUUUUGCUCUUCAAAUGUCUGUCCAGGAAAAUGAGAAGGAUUCAUCAACUCAGUCUGAUGUGAGCAAGGUGCUGGAGGACCAAUCCUUCGUUUCUUCCGUCCUUAAUUCGCUUCCUGGCGUUGAUCCAAAUGAUCCUUCAGUAAAAGACCUGUUGGCGUCAUUGCAAGGCCAAUCAUCUGAGCAAAAGAAAAGUGAAGAUAACCAAGAAAACAAGGGUGACAAAUAAUUGAUAUCCUGGAGCUGCUCGUGCCUGCUUGCUGUUUAUGGUGAAAUCUGAUGCUCAAACGUGAUUCCAUAGAUGUAAUACUUCUAUUUUUGAGCUUACCUCUGUUGGAGAUGUAAGGAAGUUUCUGUUCCUAUUUUCAUCAGAAAUUACUGCCAGCUCUAUUUUGUGUGCUGAUACGGUCCGUCUAUAUAACAACAUUGUUUCAUGAUUCUGCAUUGUGUGACAUGGAAAGUCCUGUAGUCCAUAUGUACACCACAAGCCUGUUACUUUUGAUCAUCUUACGCAACGAUAUUGAGCAUGGAGCCAGACUUGUGUUGAAAUUUGAAA